AUGUCUGUGACAGCACCUCCGCCGCGCUGCUGCGGGCUCCGGACCCUGGCGGACUCGGUGUCGGAGCUGCUGGCCCGGGUCGCGGAGGAGGUGCUGGGCGCGCUGGAGAAGUGGAACGGCGGGUCCAGGUCCUCCGGAGCCCCGGGGAGCCUGCUCCAGGUGCUGCGGCCGCUGCUCACUGAACGGCUCGCGGCAGCGGCGCAGCGGAUCGUCGGGCUGCUGGAGCGGGAGGUGGAGGAGUCCCGGCGGCGGCUUCGGCGGCUGGAGGCGCUGCUGUGCCCGGUGGUCCUCCUGAACCGUACAGACACAUCAGCUCUCUGUCAGGAUGCCGCUGAUGAAAGUCUUCACCCACUCUCAGACUCCGCCCACAUGCCUUCAGUCCCACCCCACCCUGCCUCUUCAGACAUCGUCUCUGCAGCUGAAAGUGAUGACCACUGGACAGGCAGCAAAAACUCACUCAGCAUUAAAAGGACAGACAGGAGGACUGUCAGAAGAAGGUCCAGUGGAUGGAGACAGUGGAAAGCCUCAUUAGACUGUCCAACAAAUCAGCGCUGUCUCAUCUGUGGAAAGAUUUUUUGCCACAGAGGGACUCUGGUGAAACAUGUGGAAACACACUCAGACACCCCUGAACAUCUCUGCGGGGUCUGCGGAGAACACUUUGAGUCAUCAGACAGUUUGUCAGACCAUCUGAGAUCUCACAGAGAAACCCUCAGUGGCAGUGGCAGGGGCAGGACCUGCGAGGUCUGUGGGAAAAUGUUCCAAAACAUGGAGACACACAUGAGGAGCCACACUGGAGUCAAACCAUUCAGCUGCAGCAUCUGCAGAAAGAGCUUUCCACGACCCGGAGCGCUUAGGCGCCACAAGAAGAUCCACAGCAGGAGGAUGGGCAACGCCUGCCCCAUCUGCGGAGUUACCUUUGCUCAGAGCCAGCUGCUUCACGAGCACCUCAAGAUCCACGAGCAUGGCGAGGGGGACUAUAGCAAGAAGGAAGGCGGGAGUGAGGACACUCAGUCGGACUCACUAAAACCAAGAGAAGAAGGACCAACUUCAGGCCUGAAGUCAGCAGCGCACUGCUGCAGAGUCUGUGGUGAUUCGUUUCACAGCCGAGGCUUCCUGAGGAAACAUGCUGAAAUGCACUGCAGGGAGUCACAGAGCAUGUGCGGCGUCUGCGGACAGCAGCUCGACUCACCUGAUGUUCUCCGAACGCACCUGCAGUCACACAGAGAGACUGGCGGGAUCUGCAGUGUCUGCGGGAAGACUUUCCAGAACAUGGAGACCCACAUGAGGAGCCACACGGGCCUCAAACCGUACCGCUGCUUUGUCUGUGGCAAACACUUUCCACGGCCUGGUGCACUGAGGCGCCACAAGAAGAUUCACAGUGGUGAGCGCCCGCAUGUCUGCAACCACUGUGGCAAGACCUUCGUUGAGAGCACCGCUUUGAAGACCCACAGAAGAAGUCACUCUUUAGAGGUCUGUGAUGGUGAGGUUGGCAAGUCACCUGCAGACUCUCAGAUCCUGACAUCUGAUGCAGAGAAAGCCAGGAUGCCCGCUCAGAUGCCUCCGUGCUGUAAAGUCUGUGGCGAGUCUUUUCAGAGUAAAGGAAGUUUGAGAAAACAUGCCAAGAGUCACUCAGCAGAGUCUAUCUGCGGUGUCUGUGGUGAAAGUCUGCAUCCAUCAGAGACGCUGACAGAGCACCUGCAAAGUCACAGAGACGCCGGCAAAAUCUGUCACAUCUGCGGUAAAACCUACCAAAACAUUGAGACCCACAUGAGGAGUCACACUGGUGUCAAACCAUACCACUGCACCAUCUGCAGGAAGUCCUUUCCGCGGCCCGGUGCUCUGCGGCGCCACAAGAGGAUCCACAGUGGGGAGCGACCGUACAUCUGUGAGUUUUGCGGGAAGACGUUCAUUGAUAACGGAGCUCUCACCACGCACAUCAGGAACCACACAGGAAACAAACCAUCCAACCGCGUCUCCUGUGAGACAUGCGGGAAGAGCCUCGCCUCCAUCCAUGUCCUUGAGGUCCACAAGAGGAUCCACACGGGUGAGAAACCCUUCCAGUGUCGCAUUUGCAGGAAAGCCUUCAGGCAGGUGGGAGGGCUGAACGCCCACAUGCUGACGCACACUGGUGAGAAGCCGUUCAGCUGCAGCCUCUGCGGUAAGAGCUUCAGCACCAAAGGGUACCUGGAGACGCACCUCCGCUUCCACAGGAAGGAGCGCGCGUUCAGCUGCCACCUAUGCUGGAAAGCCUUCGUCACCAAGAACGACCUGAAGAAGCACCUGCUGACACACAGCGGUGAGAAGCCUUACAGUUGCCGGCUCUGUGACAAGAGCUACCAGGAAAAACGCUCCAGAGAUCUGCACAUGAAGAUCCACAUGGACACCAGCGAGGACCCAAUCAGAGAGCAGGACUCUUUGCAGCCACACCUGCUGCAGCUGUAGAGACUGGCCCAGGGUUUACACUGGGUUUACUUACUGUCAGAGACAGAAACUAUUUCCACAAGACAAGAAAUUAGGAUUAGAAAAAGAAAACUUCCUGAAUAAAAAACUUUAUUUUCUGACAUUUUUACAGAAGAUUGUUCUGCAUUAUUUUAAAAUAAAACACAACUAAAAACCUAUUAGUUCCUGCAGGUCCUUGACAUGAGUUCUUGAACCCCUGGAUUAUUCAUUGAGUUCCACUGAGGUUUUCCAAAUGUUCUUGACAAUGAUAAAAUAAUCCUGGGGUAUUUGAGUAAAACAGCAUUCGUCAAGACUUUUUUUUUAACAAACCACCUCUGAGGUGUUUUAAGGAGUCCCCGAAAUAUGUUUGAGGUCCUUAAAUGUCACUGGAUUCACUCCUGGAACCACAUUACAUUUCUGAUCUCCUCCUCAGAAGGAAAUCCAAUCACAUGACAAUCCUGGGGUCAUGUGAUUGACUGAACUUCUUCAGCAUUUUAUUUUGAAAUUUUCCUUAACUGUUUAAACAUUCAGAAACAAAUAAUUGUAUUUGAUAAACUGCCCUUAU
Archocentrus centrarchus (flier cichlid) is the source of this 3004-nucleotide messenger RNA. RefSeq names its product zinc finger protein 345-like. Gene Ontology annotation, molecular function: DNA-binding transcription factor activity, RNA polymerase II-specific; RNA polymerase II cis-regulatory region sequence-specific DNA binding. NCBI's taxonomy places the organism in Eukaryota, Metazoa, Chordata, Actinopteri, Cichliformes, Cichlidae. Gene Ontology annotation, biological process: regulation of DNA-templated transcription. The transcript is spliced from 2 exons. The record is from RefSeq and is a predicted model, not a curated record. The coding region runs from base 1 to 2442 and encodes 813 amino acids.